Molecule: messenger RNA, 621 nt
Organism: Arachis ipaensis
Lineage: Eukaryota; Viridiplantae; Streptophyta; Magnoliopsida; Fabales; Fabaceae
Source: RefSeq, a predicted model, not a curated record
AUGGACCCGCGCCCUGCCAUCGACCCACGCGUCGCCGCCGCGCCACCGUCCAUGACGCGGCCAGUGACGCGAGGAGCGCGACCCACUGCGUCGGAACCCUUUUCGCGUUGCCAGCGUCGCCGUGGCCUCCAGUCGCGCCGUCGCCAGUCUGGGUUGCUCUGCCGCCGUGAAUCUCCUCGCUGUUGGGGUCUCACCGUCGCCGUCCCUGUUGUGGCUGGUGUCGUCACUGAAGACCCACCAUUGCUGGAGAAAGGAAGAGAGUCAGAGGAGGAGAGCCACGCCGGAGAAGAACUACCGCGGAGCUGUCCCUGCCGCUGCGCCCAGCAGCUGUCGGGAGCCUUGUCGCCGUUCAUGGGGUGUGCCGGUAAGCUCAUGCCAUCGGAAAACCUCGCUGCCAUCACCGAAAAAGCCACUGCCGUUGUCGUGAUCGGAAUUCGUUGCCGCUGCCGCUUGAGGUGGCUGUUGGGGCUACCGCCCAACCGGUUCAGAGGCCGUUGCUGUUCGGUUCAGCCGUUCUUUCUUAGUUUCAGAGCUAGAAUCCGGUUUGCUUGUGCCGUUUGGGGCUGUUUCUGCUUUUGAGAGAGCGGGCAGAGCCGAGAUUUUGAUUGCCGGUGAUUUCGG